Penaeus indicus is the source of this 678-nucleotide messenger RNA. RefSeq lists its product as uncharacterized. The transcript is spliced from 3 exons. The record is from RefSeq and is a predicted model, not a curated record. Lineage: Eukaryota; Metazoa; Arthropoda; Malacostraca; Decapoda; Penaeidae. The coding region runs from base 1 to 678 and encodes 225 amino acids.
AUGCUGUGUCAUACCCUUGGCAGUUUACAGUUUGACCGGGAAAUUCUUCUUCCGAGGGUUGAAGGGUUUAGUAAUCCUUAUGAUUCCAGGCGAUACGGCUUACAUGACAACGGUACAUAUGAUGAAGACAAUUAUCAAGGCCGGAGUAUAAAUGCCUGUAAAUAUGGAGACCUUCCAGAUAUGCCCAAUUUGAAUUUCAUAGCAAAAAUGGACUCGUUCGUCAAAGAAAUGCGAAAACCCAAUAUGGAUAUUGGGCCAUUUGAUGGUAACUCUCUUGACUUCAAUAGAUUUAUGAGACGGUUUCGAACAAAGGUGCUUACCUACUGCACUUCCUAUGAUGAACGUUUAAGCUACUUAGAACAAUUUACCUCAGGGGGAGCAAGAGAAAGAAUACAAGAAUUUACGAGCAUGAAUCCAGAAAGGGGGUAUGAGGCAGCCUUGAAAGAACUUGAGGAUUGUUAUGGGAAUGAUGACGUUGUGGCCCGGGCUUAUAUCAAGAAGGCUUUGGAUUGGCCAGUAAUCAAGGGAAAUGAUGUGGGAGCUCUUGGCAAAUUUUCGAUGUUUCUCACAGGAUACUUGGCAGAGUUCGUUUCAAGGGAAGCUAAGAAAGCCAGGCAUCCCAUCUAUGGUAUGGAGCAACUAAACGAGGGUAAAACUAAUAACCCUAAGAUAAGAUAA